CAUCGGAAGGUUUGCACUUGAAAGGUUGCGGAUAAACAUCGGACUCCCUUUUACUGUUGCUCUUUACGUUCAGUUCAACUUUCCCUCUUCUUCUGUAAAUUACAAAAACUCACUACUAAAUCUAUCAAUUGCAACAAUCUCACGUCUCAAAUUACAAAGAAAUUAUUUCUUUGAAUGCUACUACCAAAUUUCUACAUUAAAACGCAGCAAUUAUGUUUGCAAUUUCAGCUAUCAAUGAUACAGAUUCGAAAAGUCAGUGGGAGCCUUUAGCUCCUACCAAAGAAGCCCAGGAGUUCCACCUUACACAAACUUAUCAUGAUGGACUCUUGAAACUGCAAGCAAAGGAGUAUAAAGAGGCACGUGAACUUUUGGAAGCUGUAGUAAAAGACCCUCUGGUAUCUACAACGCAGGUGGAGAGUACUGCUAGUGAUGGCCAUCUCUUACAACUCAAAUUUUUGGCACUGAAGAAUCUUGCUACUGUUUUCUUGCAACAAGGUUCCGCGUAUUAUGAAAGUGCAUUACACUGCUAUCUGCAAGCAGUGGAGAUUGACACUAAGGAUUCAGUUGUCUGGAAUCAAUUGGGUACUCUGGCUUGUUCCGUGGGUUUAUUGAGUAUAUCUCGAUGGGCAUUUGAGCAAGGGCUUGUUUGUAGUCCUAAUAAUUGGAAUUGCAUGGAGAAGCUUUUGGAGGUGCUCAUUGCCAUUGGAGAUGAGGUUGCAAGCCUUUCUGUUACAGAAUUAAUUUUACGACACUGGCCAUCUCAUGCUCGUGCUUUGUACGUUAAGAGAACAAUUGAAGAAUCAGAUCCUGUACCAUUUGCCCCGAGAGGUAUUGAUAGACUGAAACCAGAGCAUGCUAGACUUAAAUUUAUGGAAAAGAGGAAAGCAUCCAACAAAAAUCUGGAUACGGACACAGAAAGUGCGCCAAAAAGGCUAAAGCAGACCAUCGAAAUCCAAUUAAAUGAUUUCUCAUGGACAGCUCUCGCGGAUAGAAUCUUGGAAAUUCUUCUUUCAGAUGAUGGUUGUACUUCUGCAACAGCAGCUGAGAAAUCUAAUCUGCCAGGAAAUACAAGAGUAUUAAUAUGCUUGUCUUCAAAACUUGAAGAGUCUGAAAAGUCUAUGACCAGUUCUAUUCAAAAUAGCUCAAAUGACGAGUGUAAUACGAGAGAGGAAAGUAGUAUUGAUAGAAAAGAGCAACAUUACUCUGACGAGCAAAUACAAGAACGACGAAGCAUCCGUUUGGUUGGCCGUAGGAGUCAGAAAACAGGGAAGGGGGAUGCAGAAUUUUCUGGAAAUAAAGACAUGGAGAAAGUUGUGAUUCAUUCUCUACAACCUUUUAUCUCAAGUGAACAACAGAUCAAGGAUUUUGAUUAUUCUCCAAGUCAUUCUCUGGACAAUGAAUGGCAAGAUGUACAAAAUUUUGUCAGGAAAACUUCCAAUAAUUAUGGUGCUUAUCACUUGGGACAUUUGCUUUUGGAAGAGGUUGCGAAAAAAGGCCCUGUAUAUCGUGAUGCAUUCAUAAAAUUCUUAGAGUUGGAAAAAUUGACAAGGCUAUGGGAAUGCGAUAGAACACCUGAAUGUAGUCUCUUUCUUGCUGAGUUAUAUCAUGACAUGGGAUCAUGUUUGCCCAAUUCAUCUAGGCUGGUUGAGCUUAUGAAUGAGACAUCUUUUCAUCUCUCAAAAAUCAUAGAAUCAGUUGCAUUGGAGUGUCCUAUGAAUUUGAGUGUGAACUGGGGUAAAGAUUUCUCUAAGGUUGAUUCGUCUGCAGAAGAUGGCAAAAAAAGUUCUGAUGGUGCACAUAAAUUUACAGAGAAGAGUUCUUUUUGGGUUCGGUUCUAUUGGUUAAGCGGUAUUGUAUCCAUCUGGGAGGGUAAUAGAUCGAGGGCUCAUGAGGAGUUCUCAGUUUCUUUAUCCCUUUUGGAAAACAACAGAAAUUUGAAUGAUAUGCCUGGUUCUGUCCAGUUGCGUCAUUGCAAAAUUAACAAAGAGUUGACCACUAUUAAAAUUUUGCAUGAAAUUAAUUUGCUAGAGGUUCAAUUUUUGCUGAAAACUGAUGUUGCUGCAAUGCUUGAGAAAGAAAUGUACUUGGAAUGUAUAGAUUUGCUUGCGCCACUUUUAUUGUCCGCAAAAGGUGUUAAUGUGGAUAUGUCACCUCUAGCUGAUAAAGAUCAGGAUGUUAUUACCGAUGAACUCUCAGCUCUAGACAUUUUGAUUAAAGCUCUUGAAAAGGUAUACCCUUUGAAUGUGGAGGUGUACCUAAAUUGUCAGAGGUGUAAACUCCAAAUACUCAUGGUGGCAGCUGGGAUGGACAAUUCUGCUACCCAUUGUGAGUUAUAUAGUGAGAAGUCAGCAUCAAAAGUAAUAUCUGCUUUUGGAACAGAUUUAAAAGAUAGUUCAGGGAAGAACUAUUAUGAUUUAAUUGCAGAUCAAGUAAAGGCAGUUUCAGAAUGUGUAUUUCGUGUGAAGAAUUUCAUUGAUCAGCAGAAAGACUUGAAUGAUAUAAUGAUCCCAGGAAACAGUAUAGCUGGCAUGCAGACUUUGCUGCUGGCACUCAUGUGCAACAUUGCAAGGAUGUCGUUUUGCAAGAAACCUUCUGGUAUUUUAAGUUCAGAUCCUUGUGAACAGAAGCAAAAGUGUUUCUUUGUCAAUGCAGUAGUUGCUUUCUGGAAGCUUCAACAUUUGGAUCUGACAAUCUCCAUUAAAGCUCAAGUUGAUUUAAUUGUCGCAAUUCAUGAUGUGCUUGCCGAGUUUGGGUUGUGCUGUGUUGGCGAAGAUGGUGAAGGGGUCGACGGAACAUUUCUUAAGCUUGCUAUUAAGCAUUUGUUGGCUAUGAAGCUCAAGUCUAGUCGCCAUACUUCAAACAAGCAAUCUAAUGUAUUCAAUGAUGAUAUGAAGAUGUCUGCUGAUACUGAAAUGUCUUUAGCUGAAGCAGCCUCUGCUGAAUAUGGUGACUUGAUAGUUCCAGAUAGUCUUUCCCCUGAUGAGGGUGAGCAAGGGAAACACAUAGAAGAUGCACCUAUUAACAUGCUUUUCAAUGGGAAAGAACCAAGCAAACAGAACUCUCCAGUUGGAUCUGAACUUGUCGAAGAUGAACGAGAAGAACUUGAUUCAUUGAUUGAUAAUGCCUUAAAUCAGUGCUUUUAUUGUCUGUAUGGUCUUAAUCUUCGUUCUGAGUCAGGCUUUGAGGAUGAUUUGGCAGUGCAUAGAAACACAAGUCAAGCAGAUUAUCAGUCCAAAGAACAGUGUGCUGAUGUGUUCAACUAUAUAUUGCCAUAUGCAAAGGCUUCCACUAAAACAGGGCUGCUCAAGCUCCGAAGAGUGCUAAGAGCCAUACGCAAACAUUUUCCAGAGCCACCAAGUGAUGUCAUUGCCGGAAAUCCCAUUGACAAAUAUCUAGAUGAUCCUAAUCUCUGUGAAGAUAUACUAUCAGAAGAGGCUGGGUCUAAUGAGUUUCUUGAUACCAUAACUAAAGUCAUAUAUAAGGAUACAGGAAUCCUUAGUCAGCAUAAACUCUCAAUAGAGAGCUGCGAGCCUUAUAUGGAUGUUUAUAGCGACCUGUAUUAUCUUUUAGCUCAGUCUGAGGAAACAAGUGCUUCUGAUAAAUGGCCAGGCUUUGUACUCAACAAAGAAGGGCAGGACUAUGUUGAGCAGAGUGCAAAUCUUUCCAAAUAUGAUUUAUUGUUCAAUCCUUUGCGGUUCGAGAGUUGGCAUCGUCUUGCUAAUGUUUAUGAUGAGGAGGUAGACUUGUUGCUAAAUGAUGGGAGCAAGAACAUAAAUGUGAUUGGAUGGCGUAAGAAUGACACACUGCCUCUAAGAGUGGAGAGAAGUAGAAGAAGGAGCCGAAGAUGCCUAUUAAUGAGCUUGGCUUUGGCUAAGACCCCAGAACAACAGAGUGAGAUACAUGAGAUGUUGGCAUUAGUGUACUAUGAUGGUCUUCAGAAUGUAGUACCUUUUUAUGAUCAGAGAUCUGUUGCACCCAGUAAAGAUGCAACAUGGAUGAUGUUCUGUAAGAAUUCAAAGAAACACUUUGAGAAGGCAUUUUCCCACAGACAGGAUUGGUCGCAUGCAUUUUAUUUGGGAAAACUUUGUCAAAAAUUGGGAUGUGCACCCGAGCUAUCAUUCUCAUAUUAUGACAAAGCAAUUGCUUUAAAUCCAUCAGCAGUUGAUGCAAUUUAUAGGAUGCAUGCUUCUCGCUUGAAGUUACUCUAUUCAUGUCGAAGGGAGAAUGUAGAAGAUUUAAAGGUUUCUGCUGCUUAUUCCUUCAACCAGACUACAAAAGAGAUGGUCAUGAAUAUUCUCAAAAAAGUAGAAAGGUCAAAGUUGCAAAAAGUUGAUGAGAAAGAUAAUAUGUUAUCUGAUCUUGGUGGCCCUAACCCUGAGAAAUGCCAUGAUUUGGAUGAAAUCUGGCGCAUGUUGUAUAGUGAUUGCCUCUCUGCUCUUGAAAUUUGUGUCGAGGGUGAUUUAAAACAUUUUCACAAAGCUAGAUACAUGCUUGCCCAAGGUCUUUACCGAAGAGGUGAUGUCGAUGAUCUUCAGAAGGCAAAAGACGAGAUCUCUUUCUGUUUCAAGUCAUCACGCUCUUCCUUUACAAUUAACAUGUGGGAGAUUGAUAGUUCAGCUAAAAAAGGAAGACGUAAAGCACCUGCUGUAGCUGGGAUUAAAAAGGCCCUUGAAGUAAACCUGCCAGAAAGCUCUAGAAAAUUUAUUACCUGCAUAAGGAAGUACUUGCUAUUCUAUUUGAAACUCUUAGAGGAGACUGGAGACCUUUCUACUCUUGAUCGUGCCUAUGUUUCAAUCCGAGCAGAUAAGCGGUUUUCAUUGUGCCUUGAAGAUCUAGUUCCUGUGGCCCUUGGAAGAUUAUUAAAGACAAUUAUCUCAUCCAUGACAUCAGCUGAUGGUGCUGGUUCUAGUGCUGCAAGAAGCUCUCCGGAGCAGAUACUAGAAAAAAUGUUUACUUUGUUCAUGGAGCAGGCGAGCCUAUGGCUUGAUAUAUGCAGUUCGUCAGAGAUCAAGUGUCCAGAGUUAUCAGAAAGCACAUUAUAUGGCUACCUUCACCAAUAUCUAUACUCUUUGGAGAAAGAUGUCAAGCUCGAUGCCCUUGAAGCUAUUAAUGAGAAGAUACGGAAGCGUUGCAGAAAUCCAAAACUUUCAAAUAGCAGCUGUUCUGGGGUUUUCAAGCAUGCUUCUGUUGCCUGGUGCAGAUCUCUCAUGAUCAACCUUGUUACGAUUACACCAUUAAACUCUAGUGUCAGUGGCGACGUGACUGCCGAUGUAAACCAUGAGCAGCAUUUGUGUCUAGAGCUGAGAACAAAUGAUUUCUGGAGUCCUUCAUUUGGAAAUCCAACACACCUAGCAAGUCUUGAAACCAAAUGGAAUACACUAUUGUCAAAAGUUGAGCAUGUUGUAAUCAAGAAAACAUCAGAGGAAAAUCUGGAAACUGCAUAUUCUCUUAUGAGAUCUGCAUACAGCUUCUAUCGUGAUAGUUCGUCUAUGGUGCUCCUAUCCGGUGUCAAUCUCUUCUGGGCUCCAGCUCAACUGAUCACGACUGGUCAGUUACAUCCUAGUGCUGAUGGGGCUGAAAUCAUUGAUGUCAGUGUACCUCGGAAACUUCUAAUGUGGGCUUAUACUCUAUUGCAUGGGCGUUGCCCAGGCAUCUCCGCUGUUGUGAAGUACUGCGAAGAAAAUGUGAAGACUAAAGCGAAAAAGGCAAGUGCUGCCUUGACUUCAGCUUCCACCAUCGGCAUACCAGCCGUGUCAACAGCUCAGUCAGUAGUUGGUGGCUCUAAAGACGGGAUGCCAGUUCAAUCUGGAAUCACCGGAACUCAAGCUGCGGGAAGUGGUUCAUCAGUUAGUGAAAAUCCAGCAAAUGGGUCGGCUCCAAUCGACAGCCAAAAGAUUCUAUCAGCAGCACAGCAAUUGCACCAUUGUAACAAUAAUAAUACUAGCACAUCUGUUCCAGAAAGGAGAACUUUUGAUCUUAACAGUGAUGCAGAACCAGAAAGAAUUUGAUAAUUUGACGUUAACGUGAUGUGUAAUGUGUAGUUUUGCUAUCUUCGGUGUUUUUUUACCUAACCUCUAAAUUCUAAAGAAUCUUUUAUGAAGAUUGAUGCUCUAUAGAUUAGUUCAAAAUCUUCAA
Molecule: messenger RNA, 6135 nt
Organism: Amaranthus tricolor (Joseph's coat)
Lineage: Eukaryota; Viridiplantae; Streptophyta; Magnoliopsida; Caryophyllales; Amaranthaceae
Product: calcineurin-binding protein 1
Exons: 19
Coding region: 213-6008 (1931 amino acids)
Biological process (GO): chromatin organization
Cellular component (GO): nucleus
Molecular function (GO): protein binding; nucleosome binding
Source: RefSeq, a predicted model, not a curated record